This is a messenger RNA of Paramecium octaurelia, 654 nucleotides long. Lineage: Eukaryota; Ciliophora; Oligohymenophorea; Peniculida; Parameciidae. The record is from the annotation of a GenBank genome assembly.
AUGAAAGUGAAUAUUUGUUAUUUUAUAAUAAGUUUAUGCUACGCUACAGAAUGGAUAAAAGAUAUUGAAACUUAGCGUCUUUAUUUGUGUGAUAAAGUAGUAGGCAUAUUUUACGACUCAAACAAAGAUUAGAUUUUUGGUUAUUUUUCUGAAUAUGAGGAGUCUUCGAAACAAGAUCUUGUGCUAAAUCACUUUUUUUAUAUGAUGAAUAAUUGCAUGCAAGAGAUAAGAUUAAGGUAUCCAGACUCUACAAUAGAUGAGUCACUGGUACAAUAAAUUGAUUGGUUACAGUUGAUUAAGCCUGAAUAAUUUAUUUUUGAUUAGCGUGACUUAAGUUAGUUGUCAUUGGAUGAAAUUGAAAUCAAGGGUAGAAUGUACACAGAGAAAUAACAUGUAUUAUUUUAGAUUAUGAUUAGAUAUUAGAAGAUUAUGAGAGAAACUAGAAUAGUUUUACAAAAUUCUUGAGAUCGUACAAUCUAACAGAGAAAUCAAUAUCAAUAUAUGCAAUAGUUAUAAUAAUGUCUAUUUUCAUUUACAAUUUUGUCAAAGGUAACUGUAACAUUAGAUAGUAUGAUAGCAAUGAAAUUUAUUAUACAGGAACAUAUUAAAGAAGAAGAACAACGUAAGAAAAAGAAAAAGAUGAAGAUUAGUUGA